This is a messenger RNA of Dibothriocephalus latus, 474 nucleotides long. The record is from the annotation of a GenBank genome assembly. NCBI's taxonomy places the organism in Eukaryota, Metazoa, Platyhelminthes, Cestoda, Diphyllobothriidea, Diphyllobothriidae.
AUGCUGUGUGUUGGUUUCAUUGGUGUCAUUUGUUCCCCUCCACCUCUUCCAGGCAUAGCUGGUUGCGUCUCACGAACAUCUACCGCCCCAUUGGAUCGUGUCAAGGUCAUAUGGCAGGCGCGCGGCGGAAAGGCGGCCUCGACGGGUUUAAUUGGCUCCUUCAAAACAAUGCUUCGUGAGGGCGGCUACGCCUCCAUGUGGAGGGGAAAUGGCGUCAACUGCAUCAAAAUCGCGCCCGAGUCAGCCAUCAAAUUUCAGGCAUACGAGUUCUUCAAGAAGCUCAUCCGGGGCGAUCGUCAGGAUCAGACUGUGGCCUUACAGGAGAAGUUUCUAGCCGGCGCUAUGGCCGGUGCCACCGCACAGACUCUCAUCUAUCCAAUGGAGGUUCGUGCGUUGCUAUUUGCAAUCUUUUUUAUUGACUUUGUGAUGAUGCAAUUAGUCAAGAGGGAUACAGCGACUACGGAGGAAAGCUAA